UAAACAAUAAUAAUUGUAUUGCAAUUAUUAUAAUCACACCAAUUGAUUGAUUGAUUGAUAAUCAUAUAGUGAUGAAUAACAACACUACUGAUGAUAUGUGUUCACAAAAAGCUGAUCCAUGGCUUAUGGAUGAUAACAAUAGACUGUUGGCCACUGCCGAUGAUUAUGUGGUCAAUGAUACCGCUGAUGAUGAUAAUAAAGACAUGAAAUUUGCCGACAAUUUUCAGCCCAAACCCGAUGAUAGACUCGAUGAUAGAUUCGAUGAUAGACUCGAUGAUAGAUUCGAUGAUAGAUCCGAUGAUAGACCCGAUGAUAGACCCGAUGAUAGACCCGAUGAUAGACCCGAUGAUAGAGUAGCUGUCAAUGAAAAUCAAUGCAUCAAACCGUUACCCGAUUCACAACAAUAUAUACAAUCAUUGGAGAAAAAGUUACAAAAACUUCGGUCCAAUAAAUCGGGUGCAGAAAUGUCCAGCAAAGACGUAUUGAAAUCAAUGGCUAUGAAAAGGGAUGCAAUUAUCCAUCAAAUGCUUGAAUCAAACAAUACUAGCGAUCAGUUGUUUAAUGAUUGUCAUGAUUUUGAUGGACAAUCAUCGUCAGCACUGGUAAGCAAUGGUCUGUUACAACAACAACCGUUUGUACAAUACUUGAAUCGACGGCUGUUUCCUGAUAUGCAAGCCAUGACUGAUGAAGAAAUCAAACAACUCAUAGAAUGGGAUCUAUUGGACAAAUCUAAUCAACAAUUGGAUCCAUAAAAUUAAUUGUUUUUUUUAAAUUUAUUUUAUUUAAAUU
Messenger RNA from Oppia nitens, 789 nucleotides. Its product is annotated as serine-rich 25 kDa antigen protein-like. Gene Ontology annotation, biological process: cilium organization. The transcript has 2 exons. The coding region runs from base 72 to 752 and encodes 226 amino acids. Lineage: Eukaryota; Metazoa; Arthropoda; Arachnida; Sarcoptiformes; Oppiidae. The record is from RefSeq and is a predicted model, not a curated record.